CCAAUAGGAGUAAGGUACAGUUAGUCGGGAAAUUUGAAUUAAAUGAGACAAAACUGCCACUGCGAGCUGGGAGUGGAAGAGAAAAAUAAAAAAUAACAAACAUAAUAAAGCCUAUUAUUCGUCUGGAUUUUACCAGCGUAUCGGAGUCCGGGUACGGUUAACAUGAGGAAAAGUGAGGUGUUGGCUGCAGAGUCUGUGGCAUGUUUAAACAAAGCCCUGUCCCGCCUAAAGGAUAUCUGGGAGGAGAUUGGGAUCCCAGAGGACCAACGACUGCAGAGAACGGAUGUGGUAAAGAAACACAUUAAAGGUCUGCUGGAUAUGAUGAUAUCUGAGGAGGAGAGCCUCAGGGAGAGGCUGCUGAAUAGCAUUGCUUUGUGCCGCAAGGAACUAGACACUCUGUGCAUAGAGCUUCGCCUGCCUCCGUUUGAGGAAGAGGAGGGAAACACAGUCCUUCAGCUUGAGAAGGACAUCCGCACACGACUGGAGGUAAUGAUGAAACAGAAGAAGGAGAGGAUGCAUGAUCUGAAGACCUUGAAAGAGCAAGACCAGGACCUUUGUGACAUUCUCUGCACCGAGCCUUACUGCAUUGACAGUGAUGCUGUCCCCAGCCUGGAGGAACUGAACCAAUUCCGCCACCACAUUGCAAGUCUCUGUGCAGAAAAGGAGCGAAGAAGAAGAGAGUUUGUGGGCAUCAAAAGGCAGAUUAUUUUGUGCAUGGAGGAGCUAGACCACUCACCAGAUACAAGUUUCGAGAGAGAUGUGGUGUGUGAGGAGGAGGAGGCUUUCUGUCUGUCCACAGAGAAUAUCGCUAUGCUGAAUCAGCUCCUGAAUCAGCUGGAGGUGCGCAAGUCCCAGAAUGCAGUCCUUUGCGCAUCUUACCGUGACAGGAUCGUGGAGCUAUGGGAGAGACUGCAGGUUCCACAGGAGGAGAGGGACGCCUUCUCUGUUCACAUGGUUGGGUCCAGACCAAGUAAUAUUCAGGCUUUACAAGAGGAGGCGGAGCGUCUGCAUGAGUUGAAGCUACAGAACAUUCGGAAUGUAAUCCAAGCUAUCCGAGCAGAGGUGGCGGCCUACUGGGAAAAAUGUUUCUACAGCCCUGAGCAGAGGCAGGCCUUCACACCCUACUAUGAUGAGGAUUACACAGAGGACCUGCUGAGUCUGCAUGAUGCUGAGAUCCUGCAUCUGAAGCAGCACUAUGAGGCUCACAGAGAGCUCUUUGAAGGGGUACACAAAUGGCAGGAGAGCUGGACGCUAUACCUGGAGCUUGAUAGAAAAGCAACAGAUCCGGCAAGGUUUACAAACAGGGGAGGGAACCUUCUGAAGGAAGAAAAGCAGAGGGCAGAUCUUCACAAAAAUUUGCCCAAACUGGAAAAGAAGUUGAAGGCGCAGAUCGAUGACUGGGAGCAGGAGCAGGGCCGGGAGUUCCUGGUGAGCGGACAGAAGUUCCUGCAGUUUGUGGAAGAGCAGUGGGAGCUUCAUCGGCUGGAGAAGGAGAGGGAAAAGCAGGCACGGCAAAUGAAAAAGACCAAGCAGAUAGAAGAGGAGAUGCUGUAUGGCACUGCUCCACGAACUCCAUCCAAACGAAGGUUUCUGGGAGCAAACACUCCCGGUAAAGUGCGUAAGCUCAAUGCCACCUCAAUCUCUAGUGCCACUCCCAACAGCACGGUACGUUCUGCCUUCGGUGGGACUCUCUGUCACUCCCCUGUGUCCCGUCCCCCACUCUCGGGAAGCAAGCCUGUCCAGCCGAUUCGAACCCCAGGACGCAGCAAGCCUCUCCGCAUGGGGGUGCUGGACCGGAACAAGGAGAAUGUGUCCCAGUUGAAUGGAACUGCCAUGAGUGGUGCGUUCAAGGGCACAGCUAGUCCACAGCGUAACUUCAGCAAUAACUCUGUUGCCAGCACCUAUUCUGAGUUUGCGAAGGAUUUUUCCCAUACAGACUCUACCGCCCUCAGUUCAAGCGAGAACUUUCAAAAGCAUCCAAAUCUAACUGCAACUCUGGAGUCCUAAACUCUACCAUUACCAACCAUCACACCUGAUGCCAGCAACGUUUGGAGAUGGAAAAUAGCAGGGCAGGCUUUUGGAGUACUUUGUAAAUGUGGGCUUUGGGUGCAUUUAUUUUAAUGAAGGUAAACUUUUAUAAGAAAAAUGUACAAACAGCAGCAUAACCAGCAAAAAUAUAUUUAACCCCUAGUUUUAAAAUCGACAAGCUUUUUUUUAUAAUCAACACUAUUUUUUGUUCAUUCUAAUUAACACUUAAGAAAAUGAUAUGCAAGGUUAAGUUUGACCUUGUGUUUGUUUUAUGUAUUUAUUAUUUUCAGUGUCCAGUACUGGUUAUGUCUAGCUUUAGUUUUAAUUUUCUUCAUAUGUUUUAGCUAAUGAAUAGUAGAUGAAUUUAUGUACUUUGCUAAAGUAAUUUUAACCUGUUAGUUUUAUUAUGUAUAUACUGUUAAAAGUAUAAGUUAAUAAUCAUGUAUGUUUUGCACAUUUCUUGGCACUACAUUUGUAUAAUAGUGCUUUGCUUGUUGUAUUUAUUCCUAAUGUUAUACUGUACUUUUUCAAUGUGUAUUUCAGGAUACACUACCUAUAGUUUAUGGCAUCUGUGUCCUCCUGUAGUGAGGACUGUGUCUAUCAGGAACAAAGCUUUCUAUUUCUGCCUGGUAGCGUGCUAUUCAUAUUUCUGCAAGAAGGCUCUGCAGUCUAGAGAAUCUCUGUAAAUACGUUUCUGGUUCUGUAGCUCUAGGAUUACACUGAAAAUGAAUGGGCUCUUCAAGAAAUAAACUGAACAAAGUAAAUAGCAAACAUUAUGUUAGAAAUGCAAAACUGUUGUGAUCUAGUAUGAAUAAAAAAAGGCCUUGUUUGAAUUGAAAUGGUUGCUAUUUGUGUUUAUUAAAGGAAAAAGUUUUUAUUAAAUGUAAAUGCUAGAAAAAAAACUUGAUAAAAUAAACUCCAAUGUUUUGUAAGAAUACAUACUGUAAAUUACUUUCUGUUUUUAGAGCUGUGUGGAAUAUAGGCAUGAUUUAAACUGUACAAU
Molecule: messenger RNA, 3031 nt
Organism: Polyodon spathula (Mississippi paddlefish)
Lineage: Eukaryota; Metazoa; Chordata; Actinopteri; Acipenseriformes; Polyodontidae
Product: protein regulator of cytokinesis 1-like
Exons: 15
Coding region: 163-2007 (614 amino acids)
Biological process (GO): mitotic spindle midzone assembly; microtubule cytoskeleton organization
Cellular component (GO): spindle; mitotic spindle midzone; cytoplasm
Molecular function (GO): microtubule binding
Source: RefSeq, a predicted model, not a curated record